Molecule: messenger RNA, 2553 nt
Organism: Naegleria fowleri
Lineage: Eukaryota; Heterolobosea; Eutetramitea; Acrasida; Naegleriidae
Exons: 3
Coding region: 1-2553 (850 amino acids)
Molecular function (GO): protein binding
Source: RefSeq, a predicted model, not a curated record
AUGUCUUCUUCGUAUCACUCGACGAGCAGCCUUCUGAGUGGUGGAGAGAGCAACAGUCCGAGCACAGGAAGUAACAGCAGCACACCAACCAACUCCCCUCGUUUCAUACCCUGUUCUUCUUCCUCCCAUCAACAUUUGGAAAGUAAUCAUCAGAACAACAAUGGCACAAGUCUUGGUCGGACUCUCUCAAGAUCUUCUACUCCAUUACGGGAACAGAGGAAUAACAACAAUAAUCAGAGCGGAUCAUCAUCGGAACAUAAUGUCCAUCAUCUUUCUCCGAGACAGCAACAACAACAGCAAUCAUCACCAUUAUCCAUCGGUUCACCCUCCGAAGCUAGGCUUGUGAUGGAUCAAUUGGACAUGACUCAACUUGUGCAUGAAAAUAGCCAAAACUUACCUACCACAACCAAUCCCUCUUCAUCCUCUUCCUACGUGGCUAUUGCUGAUCCACCGUCCUCAGCGAGAAGUCAACUCAGCGCUGAGCUACAACAUUUAAGAUCUGUCUCCGAUCCAACCUCUCUAGUGACUACCAUGAGUAUUUCUCAUAUUCAGAAUAAUUUGACAAAUAAUAAUAAUAAUAUAACUUUGCAAAUGAAUGUACAACAACAGAGAAUGCCUUCUUCACCAUCAUCGGUAUCCUCACAAAGUAGGAGUUAUGUUUUUGUAAUGGCUGAAAAUAAUGUAAAAUUACAAAAAGCAAAACUGACAUUUGGAAAGGAGCAUUCUUCGAAAAUACCCUCCUUGUUUAAUAAUGCGGAGUUGAGUGAUUUCAAAAUAAUUUUGAAACAUUCAUCAAAAUUGAAUUUAUUGAAUUGUUUGGGCACAAGCGGAAAUGCUGGUGAUAACUCUACCAGCGAAAAGAACGAGUCUUCGAGUACCGAAGCUGAAGACGUCAACAUUUCUUCAUCGAGUAUUACCACCAGCACAUGCGGCAAUGGAGUGAGUGGCAACACCAUGCUACCACAUUGCUUACAAAAUGCAAAUCAAUUCGAGGAGGAGCUUUCGAUACGAACAAUGCCAGAGAAGCCCUUUGUCACAUUUACUGAGCUACAUGUCAAUAAGGCAAUUUUAGCCUUAUACAGCCCCUUUUUUAUGAAAAUGUUUUUCGGUGAUAUGAAAGAGAAAACGAGUACUCAAAUAGAAAUCUAUGACCACUCUGUGAUUGAGUGUGAAGGAUAUGAUCAUAACGUGAACGAAAUUGGAUAUGAAGAUGUCAGAAUAUUUUGUAUCAUGAUACAGAGCAUGUAUAAUCUUCAAGUUGAAUGCUUGGAAUGCGAUUUGGCUCCUCUCUUGGAGACAGCUGACAAGUACAUGUUUGGAGAUUUAGUGACACUCUGUGAAGCUUAUUUAGAGAAAAAUUUGAAUGAGUUCAAUGUACUAUCAUGUAUAUUUUUAGAAAAUUCCAAGUAUCAAUCACUCAAAACUAAGGCGAGCCGAUUUAUUGCCCAAAAGUUUUUCAUUAUUUGUAAGAAUGGACAGUUAAAUCUCAUUGGAGACAUUGAGACUGUAUUGAGCAUCCUUUCGAGGGAUGAUCUAAAUGUCAGGACAGAAGACGAUAUUCUUCAUGCUGCUCUGCAAUGGAUUGAAUACGAUUUUGCUACACGAAAGAAAUACUUUCCAACCAUUUUGAAUCACAUACGGUUACAAUAUUUAUCACCAAGUUGUUUGAAUCAUUUAAUUUCUCUCCCAGAAAAAUACGUUCCAGAUAUGGAAUUAACAGUCAAGUUACUGAAGAAAAUUGCAAAGGCCAUGAGCUGCCAACUCAACACCAUUGUUCAAAAAGUAGAAAAGGCCAACCAACAAUUAGCACUGCAUAAGAGUCAGCCGUCAUUAGCAUUGAUCACAUCACUCGCCAAUAGUAAGGAUGCCAAAGAUUCGAAAGAUUUGUUAUCGCCAAGCCUCAAUACAAGUUUGCCCGUCAUUCAAAACUUGGAACAAAUUUCUGUUCUGAGCCCUACCUCCAUAUUCGACAGUUCUGAAGUGAUUGGAGCCUCCAAUAAUGGAGAGGAUGAUUUUAUUAGCACAAAACCUAGACAUCAUGUAAGCGGUAUUGUGACUGGAUUUGAUGUGUUAAUGAUGGGCAAGGAUCUUAAAAUUUCAAACGAUCAAAAGACUCUUUGCAAAGUGAAUACAGAUGGAUGGUCGGUCAAUUUAUGUGUUGAACCGGUGAGAAUGGGACAACGAAAGGAGCUGCACAUUAAGGUGAAUAAGACCAUACAUGGAAUAAUUAACAUUGGAAUUUGUAAAUGUGAUGUGAAUUUAAAUGGUAACCUCAAUUAUGAGAAUGGCUGGUGCUAUUAUUUGUACAAUGGGCAUACGUGCCACAAUUUUCACUCGUUAAAUUAUGAUGGAGUGGCAUGUGGAACCAAUGAUUGUUUCAAAGUUCAAUUGGAUUUACGAUACAAUGGUACAUUAUCGUUUGCUAGAAACGGUCAACCCUUGGGAAUUGCAUUCUCUGAUCUUUGCAAAAAGCUUAAUGGAGAGGACGAUGUGUUUUAUUUUGCCGUAGCUCUGUACAGCUCUGGAGAUUCGGUCUCAAUUAUUAAAAAUUGA